This is a messenger RNA of Saccharomyces paradoxus, 1149 nucleotides long. RefSeq names its product (R,R)-butanediol dehydrogenase (gene BDH1). Gene Ontology annotation, cellular component: cytoplasm. NCBI's taxonomy places the organism in Eukaryota, Fungi, Ascomycota, Saccharomycetes, Saccharomycetales, Saccharomycetaceae. The transcript has a single exon. Gene Ontology annotation, molecular function: zinc ion binding; (R,R)-butanediol dehydrogenase activity. Bases 1 to 1149 code for a protein of 382 amino acids. The record is from RefSeq and is a predicted model, not a curated record. Gene Ontology annotation, biological process: butanediol biosynthetic process.
AUGAGAGCUUUGGCAUAUUUCAAGAAGGGUGACAUUCACUUCACUAAUGAUAUCCCUAAGCCAGAAAUUCAAACCGACGAUGAAGUUAUUAUCGACGUCUCUUGGUGUGGAAUUUGUGGCUCGGAUCUUCAUGAGUACUUGGAUGGUCCGAUCUUCAUGCCUAAAGAUGGGGAGUGCCACCCUUUGUCCAACGCCGCUUUACCCUUGGCAAUGGGCCAUGAGAUGUCAGGAAUUAUUGCCAAGGUUGGUCCUAAAGUGACAAAGGUCAAAGUGGGCGACCAUGUGGUCGUUGAUGCCGCUAGCAGUUGUGCAGAUCUGCACUGCUGGCCACACUCCAAAUACUACAAUUCCAAGCCCUGUAAUGCUUGCAAGAAAGGCAGUGAAAAUCUAUGUACACACGCUGGUUUUGUUGGGUUAGGUGUGAUCAGCGGUGGCUUUGCUGAACAAGUUGUUGUCUCUGAACACCACAUUAUCCCCGUUCCCAAGGAAAUCCCCCUAGAUGUGGCUGCUUUGGUUGAACCUCUUUCUGUCACCUGGCAUGCUGUUAAGAUAUCCGGCUUCAAGAAAGGCAGUUCAGCUUUGGUUCUUGGUGCAGGCCCCAUUGGGUUGUGUACCAUUUUGGUACUUAAGGGAAUGGGAGCCAGUCAAAUUGUAGUGUCUGAAGUUGCAGAAAGAAGAAUAGAAAUGGCCAAGAAACUAGGUGUUGAGGUCUUCAACCCCUCUAAGCACGGUAAUAAAUCCAUAGAGGUCCUACGUGGUUUGACCAAGAGCCACGAUGGGUUCGAUUACAGUUAUGAUUGUUCUGGUAUUCAAGUCACUUUCGAAGCCUCUUUGAAGGCAUUAACUUUCAAGGGAACAGCCACCAACAUUGCAGUUUGGGGCCCAAAACCUGUGCCAUUCCAACCAAUGGACGUGACUCUACAAGAGAAAGUUAUGACUGGUUCCAUCGGCUAUGUUGUCGAGGACUUUGAGGGCGUUGUUCAUGCCAUCCACAACGGAGACAUCACCAUGGAAGAUUGUAAGCAACUGAUUACAGGUAGGCAAAAGAUUGAGGACGGUUGGGAAAAGGGAUUCCAAGAGUUGAUGGACCAUAAGGAAUCCAACGUCAAGAUUCUAUUGACUCCUAACAAUCAUGGUGAAAUGAAGUAA